GUAUGUCAUGUAGUCAGCACUCUAACUUCUCGUCCUCUCCUUUUCGUAAGCAUGUGGGAUAGACACCAAGGUAUCCAAGGCCCCCAUCAUGCAAUACAUCCAUCCAAUGCAAUCAUGCCAAUUUCGUUCAUCUCACCUCACCACCUUAUUUCCCAAAACAUGUUCUCACCACGAACAACGCAUCGUAUCGUAAUCUCGAUUAUUCAAUAUUGCAUCUACGCAGCUUCCUACUUGCAUUCGUAUUCCAGCAGAAUGGCUUACAAUAAAUGUUCCAAAAGUCAAGGAAAUAUCAAGAUUAUAGUCUGAGACAUGUACAGAAAUCGAGAUGAGACCAAAGAGGGGCGAGUAGAACACCAACGCCAGAACAUUUAUCCACCACCACCACCACCACCACCACCACCACCAUUGUUAUUACAUAUCAUGUGAAGGCCAAAAUAAAAUGGAAGGGGCCGUCGACGGAUCAAGUAAAAUUAUCCCCCUCUCAAAAUCCUAAUUGAUCCUUCUUCCUUCAAAGAGCCGUGUCGAACUCGGCCCGGCAACUUCGGUAAUAAGCUGCUGUUGUGGUUCUGAUAUGAUGAUCGCCCCCUUCUCGCUUCCCGGCUGCGAGGCUGACUCUACUCUGCUCUCUCUCUGCCUCAGGUGCCAGUGUAUGCGUGCACGUGAUAUCUAUCUUUAAGUCUGGUCUUUGAUGGUUACAUACCUAGGUAUGUAGUUAGUUAGUCAUGCGGGACCCCUUAGUAAAUGCCCAAACAUGUCGUGUGCACGCGCAUGCUGCGUGCAACAAGUGACUGACUGACUGACUGACCGACUGAAUAUAACCACAUGAGCAUAUCAUCAGUCGCUGCUGUGCACAUGGAUCUAGGGCGUCUAUGUGUUGCUAUGUGUAUGUCUACGUGUGUAAGCGGAAGCGCUACCGUUUGUAGAACUUGUUCCCUUUUCGCAAAAGCCAUGUUCCCUCAUGGCUUCUCAUGAAUGUCUACAUACAUACAUACAUAUGUACUCAGCGUACUUGCAGUCGUCGGUCCAUGUUCUACCGCGUGCCCACCCCGCUGCGUUCGUUCGCUUCGUUGAACCAACCUUAAGCUUCGCCAUCCGCCUUAUCUGUGUAACCACACUUUUUUUUCUCCUCCUUUGCCUUUCCCUUUCCCCCGCAAUAUAAAAUAUACGCCACCUACCUCUCUGUCCACAUCCACGUCCCCAUCCACGUUGAUGUAUGUAUGCGCAUGUGCUCGUAAAUGGCCAC
Molecule: messenger RNA, 1243 nt
Organism: Periconia digitata
Lineage: Eukaryota; Fungi; Ascomycota; Dothideomycetes; Pleosporales; Periconiaceae
Source: the annotation of a GenBank genome assembly